Messenger RNA from Miscanthus lutarioriparius, 1689 nucleotides. The record is from the annotation of a GenBank genome assembly. Lineage: Eukaryota; Viridiplantae; Streptophyta; Magnoliopsida; Poales; Poaceae.
AUGGAGUUCGGCUUCCGCGCCGGCGAGCGCAGGCCGCGCCGCCCUUGCCCCGGCCCCGACCGACGCUUCACACCACCGCAAGCCGGGCCCUUCCAUGGCGAGCCGCCGCCGCCCUCGCCGUUCGAGUGGGAGGCCGCGGCGCGGCGCGAGCGGAUCAUCCGCGAGGAGGUGGAGCGGCGGCUCAUCGAGGAGGAGGUCCGCCGCGAGCUCGCCCUUGCGCGCGCCCGCUUCCACGGCGGUUUCGGCGCCGUCCCGUUCGUCGGGCCCGACGAACCCACCAUCGUGCCGCCACCACCCCCAGGUCUGUUCUACAUGCCCGACGGCCCAUUCACGCCGCCAAUGCCGCUGCCCUUGACGCCGGUGGCAGUGGGCAUGCAUCCGAACCGGCCGCCACCGGCUUUGUUCGGGUCGUGGGACUGGGAGGGGUUUGGCCCUCGCCGGCUCGCGGGAUUUGGGCAACCGACGCACCCCAAUGAGACGAGAACGGGGGCCCUGCCGCCGCCGAAGCCGAGGCAUCAGCUCCAACUGCGGGAGAUCGCGCCCAGCGAGAGCUCUGAGGUUCUUUCAUCAGAAACGAAGGCUUCUGGUGUGAAGAGGAAGGCAGAUGCGAGUUCUGCAACUACUAAACUAACAAAACUACAAAAUGCGAGUUCUGCAACUACUGAACCAACAAAACAACAAACUGUUGUCAGGGACUGGAGCUGUGCACUCUGUCUAGUGAGCGCAACCAGUGAGGCUGGUCUGAAUCAACAUCUUGAAGGGAAAAAGCACAAGGCAAAGCUGGUUCAAUGUGGAGCUAUCAAGGUGAUCAACGCUAAUAAAAGUGGCUUGCAAGUGACCACUGGGAACAACAAUGGUGCAGGCCCAAGUGAUGCACCUAAGAAAAUCCACAUCCUGGUCGAUGGAGAAAUGCAUCAGGUUGUUCAAAAAAGCAACUGUGUGUGGUGUGAGCGCUGCAGGGUCAGUUGUACCAACGCCGCUGCCAUGGCUGACCAUCUGCGGGGCAAGAAGCACAGUUUAUUGAAUAAAGUUUGGACGUCCAUAAAAGCUGCGAGAAUGAACAAGGAAGUUAAGGAAGAUUCAGUUGCUACAUGUGAGAGGAAGGUAAAUGAAGACGGCCCUGCUGGAAUUCCAGAGGAACUCAAGGAGGAAGACACAUAUAUGACCAGUGAAUUUAGUGGAGAUGGUUCUUUCGAGAUUCCUAUGGAAAUCAAGGAAGCCACGAACAUGUCCGAAGAAGUAGACACAAAUAGUCGCAAUGUAAUUCCUGUGGAAAUCAAGAAGGAAGACUCUGACACUGCUAGCAAAGUUAACGGAAAUUGUGCUGGGGAAACCAAGCAGGAAGGCACUGACGUGGAUGUGGUCAUGGAUGUAAAUAAGAACUUUCUGUUGAAAGCCCAUCAGAAAUCAAGAAAUAAGGCAAAUAAGAUUUUUCUGUCGAAAGUCCAUCAAAAAUCAAGAAAGAAGACAAACAAGAAAUUUCUGUUUAAAGUGCAUCAGAAAUCAAGAAAGAAGGCAAAUAAGAAUUUUCUGUUGAAAGUGCAUCAGAAACCAAGACCAAAGAAAUGGCUCGGGAUUCGGGAAGUAAAUGAAAUUAGCUCUAUUGAAAUUCCAGCUGAGGAAAGACAUAAUGACGAAACCACAGAUGCAGCCACUGAUUUGGGAGAACCUGCGCGGGAGGAGGAAUAA